GGCAGGAAAAUACUACGACUAAUAUAACAUAUCGAACAUCACGACCAAUAAAUAAGAGUCAUCAGUACCAUGGCGUCGAUAUACCGGCUGGGAGACGACGGGGUCGCGCUCCUCGUUGCGCAGUGCUACCAGCUGGUCGAUCUCAAAGACCUCGACAUACCGCCUUCAUCCAUCCUCAAAAGUCCCUCCGUCCAGACUUACAUCUACAAUGAACUGUUUAAUGAGGGUGUUCUCUCGCCUAUUAUCCCCCCUGAAACCUACCGACUGCGAGUCUUGAAAGCUCUUAUAAGUAGAAUUGAAGCGAGCGAGGACUGGGAUCCGGAGGAGGAUGAAAUCAUCGAGCCUCUAAUAACAGCUCUAACAAUUCUCAUGUCUCUACCAAAAGAAGACUCCUCGGGGAUCGAUUCUCCGCCACUACUGUCAUUUGUAAAGUACACUCUCCCCAGCAGUACUCGCUCGCAGACAACAAAAUCCAUCGCAACAUCAGAAUCACGAGGUUUGAUCUACGGGUUUGGCUCGACAGGGUUCCGUACCUGGGAAGCCGCCUUGCAUCUUGGCACAUACCUCUCAUGCACAGAAGACGGACGGGCUUUGAUUCAAGGGAAAAGGGUUCUCGAGCUCGGUGCCGGGACAGGCUUUGUUUCGUUACUAUGUAAAAGGCAUCUUGGGGCUAAAAGUGUGCUGAUGACCGAUGGGAAUGCAAAGCUUGUUGAUUUGUUUAAUUCGACUUGCUUGAAAGAGAACAAACUUGCGGACGACCAAGACAUUCAAGGGGAAGUAUGGGAAUGGGGGACGGCAUUAGCACAGGAAGACGGUAGUGAUGCAUCGGUGGAGAGGUUCGAUGUUGCGCUGGGUGCGGACUUGACAUACGACACCUCCAUUAUCCCGCUUCUGACUGAUACAGUAUCCACGCUGUUCUCUUCACAUGGCGUUAAAAAGUUUGUCUUGUCCGCAACAAUUCGGAACGAAGAGACAUUUAAUGCUUUUCUUGCUGCUUGUCGCGAUCAUGACUUUCGUAUAUCGAAGAUUCAAUAUGAGUCGCCGUCUUUUGCAGAUCAGACAGGAUUCUUUCACGACACAAGAACGCCAAUUUGGACGUAUACGAUCGAGCCAUCUUAGGAUCUCAACGUGGAGUGAUUAUUUUCCCGGGUAAACCCCGCGCAUGAUAGCGCUCUCACGAUCCCA
This is a messenger RNA of Talaromyces proteolyticus, 1185 nucleotides long. Its product is annotated as putative methyltransferase-domain-containing protein. The coding region runs from base 70 to 1119 and encodes 349 amino acids. Lineage: Eukaryota; Fungi; Ascomycota; Eurotiomycetes; Eurotiales; Trichocomaceae. The record is from RefSeq and is a predicted model, not a curated record. The transcript is spliced from 4 exons.